This is a messenger RNA of Oncorhynchus gorbuscha (pink salmon), 1167 nucleotides long. RefSeq names its product repetitive proline-rich cell wall protein 2-like. Lineage: Eukaryota; Metazoa; Chordata; Actinopteri; Salmoniformes; Salmonidae. Bases 1 to 1167 code for a protein of 388 amino acids. The transcript is spliced from 2 exons. The record is from RefSeq and is a predicted model, not a curated record.
AUGCCAGCUGCGUCUAAAUGCUUCAAUGGUGGUGGUGAACAUGUGCCCCUGUUAGGGCGAAGGAGGCGGUUCAUUGCAUUGGUUAUCAACUGCACAGAGAGGAACAAAGAGGAAAUCGGAGAAACAGGCAUCGUUUGCGCCUGUUUAUUAUACUCUGCUCUCCUGCACGUGACUUCGCCUCCCAUACACACGCCUAACUUGACUUCGCCUCCCAUACACACGCCUAACGUGACUUCGCCUCCCAUACACACGCCUAACGUGACUUCGCCUCCCAUACACACGCCUAACGUGACUUCGCCUCCCAUACACACGCCUAACUUGACUUCGCCUCCCAUACACACGCCUAACGUGACUUCGCCUCCCAUACACACGCCUAACUUGACUUCGCCUCCCAUACACACGCCUAACUUGACUUCGCCUCCCAUACACACGCCUAACGUGACUUCGCCUCCCAUACACACGCCUAACGUGACUUCGCCUCCCAUACACACGCCUAACGUGACUUCGCCUCCCAUACACACGCCUAACGUGACUUCGCCUCCCAUACACACGCCUAACGUGACUUCGCCUCCCAUACACACGCCUAACGUGACUUCGCCUCCCAUACACACGCCUAACGUGACUUCGCCUCCCAUACACACGCCUAACGUGACUUCGCCUCCCAUACACACGCCUAACUUGACUUCGCCUCCCAUACACACGCCUAACUUGACUUCGCCUCCCAUACACACGCCUAACGUGACUUCGCCUCCCAUACACACGCCUAACUUGACUUCGCCUCCCAUACACACGCCUAACGUGACUUCGCCUCCCAUACACACGCCUAACGUGACUUCGCCUCCCAUACACACGCCUAACUUGACUUCGCCUCCCAUACACACGCCUAACGUGACUUUGCCUCCCAUACACACGCCUAACGUGACUUCGCCUCCCAUACACAUGCCUAACUUGACUUCGCCUCCCAUACACACGCCUAACGUGACUUCGCCUCCCAUACACACGCCUAACUUGACUUCGCCUCCCAUACACACGCCUAACGUGACUUCGCCUCCCAUACACACGCCUAACGUGACUUCGCCUCCCAUACACACGCCUAACUUGACUUCGCCUCCCAUACACACGCCUAACAGAUGGACAACCGGAUAUUUCAAAGAGGCACCAAUGUAA